CGCUACCACAACACGACGGCAUUUUCACGCAGUCAAUUUUUGGAAUACGGUGCACGACUUGUGAAACGAAAGGCCAAUCGUUCUUCGUAUCAUUAAUAAGGCCCAGCAAUGGAAAACUUAACUCUAAACGAGUUGUACACAUCGGAAAAACGUGGCAACGAUGAAACGGGCAAAGGCACGGCGGAGGAACCCUUCAAAACCAUUCUCCGGGCGAUGAAGCAUGCCGGCAAGGAACCGUUCCCCACGAUCUACGCCGACAGCAAGGACGAGAAAGCGGAAUCCCCGUACGAGGUGGCCGCCAAGUCGCAGCUGAAGAAGAUCCAAAAGAUCUGGGCCCGCGACAACAUGAAGGGCGACAAGCAGAAGCGCGAGGAGGAAGAGAAGGCCAAAAAUCGGGAACAGAACCUGGAGGAGGCGAAGAAGAUCACCAUCCAGGAGGAUCCGUCCUGGCCGGCAGCCAAAUCGAUCAAGAUUACGCACGGUGCCGACAAUCGGGGCGUUCGCGUGCGCAUCUACGGAUGGGUGCAUCGGCUGCGCCGACAGGGCAAGGGCUUGAUGUUUAUCACACUGCGCGACGGUACCGGGUUUCUGCAGUGCGUGCUGACCGACACCCUGUGUCAAACGUACAAUGCACUCGUGCUGUCGACGGAAUCGUCGGUGCAGCUGUUCGGUACGCUGAAGGAGGUACCCGCCGGCAAAACGGCACCCGGUGGGCACGAGCUGCACGCGGACUACUGGGAGCUGAUCGGACUGGCGCCGGCUGGUGGUGCUGACGCAAUCCUGAACGAGGAGGCACACCCGGACGUUCAGCUGGACAACCGGCACAUUAUGAUCCGUGGGGAGAACACGUCCAAGAUUUUGAAAAUGCGCGACGUAGUGAUGCAAGCGUUCCGCUCGCAUUACUUCGACCGUGGCUACACGGAAGUGACACCGCCGACACUCGUGCAAACGCAGGUAGAGGGUGGUGCCACCCUGUUCAAGCUGGACUACUUCGGCGAGGAAGCUUUCCUUACGCAGAGCUCCCAGCUGUAUCUGGAAACGUGCAUACCGGCGUUGGGUGACGUGUUUUGCGUGGCGCAAAGCUACCGCGCAGAGCAGAGCCGCACCCGGCGCCAUCUGGCCGAGUAUAGCCACAUCGAGGGCGAGUGUCCGUUCAUUACCUUCGACGAUCUGCUCGACCGGCUCGAGGAUCUGAUCUGCGACGUUGUCGACCGGGUGCUGAAGUCCCCGUGGGGCUACAUGGUGCAGGAGCUGAACCCGGGCUUUGUGGCACCGAAGCGGCCCUUCCGGCGCAUGAACUACGCGGAUGCGAUCGUCUGGCUGAAGGAAAACAACGUGACAAAGGAGGACGGCAGUUUCUACGAGUUCGGGGAGGAUAUUCCGGAGGCGCCCGAGCGCAAGAUGACGGACACGAUCAACGAACCGAUCAUGCUGUGCCGCUUCCCGGCAGAGAUUAAAUCGUUCUACAUGGCCAAGUGCGAGGACGAUCCGCGCCUUACGGAGAGCGUUGAUGUGCUGUUGCCGAACGUGGGCGAAAUUGUUGGCGGAUCGAUGAGGUCGUGGAAGUACGACGAGCUGCUGGACGGAUACAAGCGCGAAGGCAUCGACCCGAAACCGUACUACUGGUACGUGGACCAGCGCGUGUACGGUACGGAACCGCACGGUGGCUAUGGGUUGGGAUUGGAACGGUUCCUGUGCUGGCUGCUGAACCGCUACCACAUCCGUGAGGUGUGCCUGUAUCCUCGGUUCCUCGAACGAUGCCGGCCUUAAAAUGCGGGGUUGGUUCCAUUCAUCCCGUACAAAAGACAACCCACUUUGCGCAUUAUGGCCGGUGUGCUUUUAUCACCUGCCCAAUUUCUGCAUUUUUGCCUGUGCAUUGAUUGCUUACCAAGUUCUCAAACAUAAAGAUAAUAAAUAUUCAUACCCUCAAUAGCAGCCCAAAA
Messenger RNA from Anopheles merus, 1943 nucleotides. It is a transcript of the gene AsnRS, whose product is annotated as asparagine--tRNA ligase, cytoplasmic. Gene Ontology annotation, cellular component: cytoplasm. The record is from RefSeq and is a predicted model, not a curated record. Lineage: Eukaryota; Metazoa; Arthropoda; Insecta; Diptera; Culicidae. Bases 109 to 1770 code for a protein of 553 amino acids. Gene Ontology annotation, molecular function: asparagine-tRNA ligase activity; ATP binding; nucleic acid binding. The transcript has 3 exons. Gene Ontology annotation, biological process: asparaginyl-tRNA aminoacylation.